AUGCAGGCAACCCCUCAGACUCAUAAAAACCCGCUGGACACAGCAGCAUGCGUCUUUACUCCAAGCAUGUCCAUGGAAAUUCUCUUUUGCAGAGCAGUUAAGGAUCCAGCUUGGUCAGAACAGAAGCACUUGGAGGAUAAAGCAGUGCAUCCGGCGGCUGGCUCCAGGUCUGGGCUGCCUCAGCCUGCUCGUCUGUUGACAGUGAUCUCCCAUGCUCAUGGAUCAAUUGGACUAACAGUUUAUACAUUGAAGACUGGAGAUAGGGUUACGUUUGGGGUAUUUGAGAGUAAAUUCAGAGUGGAAUACGAGCCUUUGGUUGUUUGUUCUUCCUGUUUGGACAUCUCUGGGAAAACUGUUUUAAAUCAAGCUGUAUUACAGCUCGGAGGACUCACUGCAAACAACUGGACAGAAGAAUGUACUCACCUUGCCAUGGCGUCAGUUAAAGUCACCAUUAAAACCAUAUGUGCACUCAUUUGUGGACGUCCAAUUGUAAAGCCAGAAUACUUUUCUGAAUUUCUCAAAGCUGUUGAGUCUAAGAAACAGCCUCCAGAACUUGAAAGUUUUUACCCGCCCAUUGACGAACCAACUAUUGGAAGUAGAAGUGUCGAUCUAUCAGAACGACAGGAAAGAAAACAAAUCUUCAGAGGGAAAACAUUUGUGUUUUUAAAUGCCAAACAGCAUAAGAAAUUAAGUUCUGCAGUUGUUUUUGGAGGAGGGGAAGCCAGACUGAUAGCAGAAGAAAAUGAAGAGGAAGAGAGUUUCUUUUCAGCUCCUGGAACUUGUGUUGUCGACAUAGGAAUAACAAAUACACAAAUCAUAAUUACUGACUCCCAGAAGAAAUGGAUUCAUUUGAUAAUGGAUGUGCUUCAAAGGCAUGGUCUUAGGCCUAUUCCUGAAGCAGAAAUUGGAUUGGCUGUUAUUUUUAUGACUACAAAGAAUUACUGUAAUCCUCAGGGCCAGCCUUGUACAGAGUUAAAAACAACAACUCCAGGACCAAGCCUUUCCCAAGGUUUGUCAGUCAAUGGAAAAAUAAUGCCAAGUGCUCCGGUGAAUAUGACAGCAUAUGUAGCCGACACGGAAUCAGAGCCAGCAGAUACAUGUAUGUCUUUGAGUGAAAGACCAAAAGAAAUAAAAAUCUCUGGAAUGGAACAAAACUUUAGAAAGCUUUCACAGGAAACUUACAGUAUACAGGAGGCCCCCAAAUCAAGCUCCAAAACAAAUAAUGUAGCAUCAAAUACCCUGGUUAGGGAAAAGAUCCCAGACUAUCAGCUUUCACCGGUGAACUGCCCUGCUGCUAAUAAAAAUAAAGAUUGGACUUCUCAGAAGCAGCAGAACUCCAUCAAAAACUACUUCCAGCCAUGCACCAAAAAAAGGGAAAGGGAUGAAGAAAAUCCAGAAAUGUCCUCAUCCAAAUCAUCAAGAAUGGAACUGUCUUGUUCUCUUUUAGAACAAACCCAGCCUGCUGCACCCUCACUGUGGAAAAGCAAGGGGCAUCCAUCUCAGAGUGAGCCUGUGGACAGGGAAGCAGACGCUUCAUUUGUGGGUGACACAGACAUCGAACCCAGGGGGAAGAGUCCUGCCAGCAGGUCAUUUUCCGUGGAAAAUUUUAGACCAAGAAAAAGAAAAGAAGUCGAUGUGGCCAUAGAAGAUGAAGUAUUAGAAGAGUUACUCAAGAGUGCAGAGCCAGAGCUGAAAGUUCAAGUGAAAGUUGAAAAGCAAGAGGCAGACGUCGGCAUCAGAAAGAAGCCAAGGAUGGACGUAGGAAGGAAUAGUCACCUUAGUGCUGACACAGUGCCAGAGAGCAACGGAAUAACUCAAGAAGAUGAAACAGGAAAGAAAGUUGAACUAAAGAGAGAGCUGCUGUGGUCAGCAAAAGAUGAAGCAGCUAAGAGUGAUGAACUUCCAGACAGCAGUGAGGAGCUUCCCAGAAGAGUGCUGCUGACUGAAUUUAGGUCCCUGGUGGUUAGUAACUCCGCUUCCAGAAGUCUGGGCCUGCUGAACGACUGUGGUCAACUGAAGAAUUUCAAGAAAUUCAAGAAGGUGAUGUUUCCUGGAGCAGGAAAGCUUCCCCUCAUCAUUGGAGGAUCCGAUCUAAUAGCUCAUCAUGCCCGAAAGAACACAGAGUUAGAAGAGUGGCUGAAACAUGAAAUGGAGGUACAAAGACAGCAAGCGAAAGAAGAGUCUCUUGCUGAUGAUCUGUUUAGAUAUAAUCCUAAUGUAAAAAGAAGAUAAUUGAACUUUGGAAAGGAAGCUAUAGAAACACACUUCGUAGCAAACAUUUACUUCAGGCCAACUGGGGUAUGUGAAUGUAAUACAUAGAAAUUACAAAUGCUUUAAGGCUUCAACUUAUUAAAUAAAGCAAAUAAACUCCA
Molecule: messenger RNA, 2372 nt
Organism: Onychomys torridus (southern grasshopper mouse)
Lineage: Eukaryota; Metazoa; Chordata; Mammalia; Rodentia; Cricetidae
Gene: Nbn
Product: nibrin
Exons: 16
Coding region: 1-2232 (743 amino acids)
Biological process (GO): mitotic G2 DNA damage checkpoint signaling; telomere maintenance; double-strand break repair via homologous recombination
Cellular component (GO): nucleus; Mre11 complex
Molecular function (GO): damaged DNA binding
Source: RefSeq, a predicted model, not a curated record